Molecule: messenger RNA, 1803 nt
Organism: Candidula unifasciata
Lineage: Eukaryota; Metazoa; Mollusca; Gastropoda; Stylommatophora; Geomitridae
Source: the annotation of a GenBank genome assembly
AUGUGUGGUAUCUUUGCUUAUCUGAACUACCAGAUCCCUGCCACCAGGCAGGAGAUCUUAGCGAAGCUCAUCAAUGGACUCAAGCGCCUGGAGUAUAGAGGAUACGAUUCUGCAGGAGUUGCAUUUGAGGGCUCGCCUGAUAAUUCCGUCAGUAAGUGCCAAAUCAAGAUCAUUAAACAAACUGGCAAAGUUGCAGCCUUGGAGAAACUUGUGUUGGAAUCCAAGGAAGGAAAUGAUUAUGAUAAAGCUUUCAACAUUCACGUGGGCAUUGCUCACACCCGCUGGGCCACACAUGGUGAGCCAAGCCCAACUAAUGCUCACCCUCACAGGUCGGAUCCAGGCAAUGAGUUUGCCUUGGUCCAUAAUGGAAUCAUUACAAACUAUAAGGAUAUUAAGUUCUUCCUGAGUCAGAAAGGUCAUAUAUUUGAGACUGAGACAGACACUGAGGUUGUGGCCAAGCUGAUUAAGCACCUGUAUGACAACCACAACGAUCAGAAGAUCAAGUUCAGGGAACUAGUGGAACUGACCGUUGCCCAGCUGGAAGGGGCUUUUGCAAUUGCCGUCAUUAGCAAACAUUACCCAGGGGAGGUGGUUGCUACCAGGAGAGGUAGUCCUCUGUUGAUUGGUGUCAAGAGCAAGAACAAACUAAGCACAGACCACAUCCCUGUCCUGUUUACCAAAGACCACAGAGGAUUUCUAGGAAGCAGCCAAGGACGUAGAGUUGACGAGCAGCUUGAGUUCCACACAGCAGGCUCUGACAAGGAGAUUGAAUACUUUUUUGCAUCGGAUGCCAGUGCCAUCAUUGAGCACACAGACCAGGUGAUAUUUCUGGAAGAGAAUGACGUGGCAGCAGUUAUUGAUGGCACACUGAACAUUCAUCAGGCCACACGCUCGCUGGAUGAGAAGACCUUCAGAGAAAUCAUCACUUUGAAAAUGGCUAUUGAGGAAAUCAUGAAAGGAAGCUUCAACUCCUUCAUGCAGAAGGAAAUUUUUGAGCAGCCAGAGUCAGUGGUGAACACCAUGAGAGGCAGGGUGAACUUUGAAUCAGGGACUGUGGUUCUUGGUGGCAUCAAGGACUACAUGAAUGAAAUUCGACGCUGCAGGCGGCUCCUGUUUAUAGCCUGCGGUACCAGCUACCACAGUGCUGUGGCCACCCGGCAGCUGCUGGAAGAACUGACAGAGCUGCCUGUGAUGGUGGAAUUGGCUAGUGACUUUCUGGACAGGAACACUCCAAUAUUCAGAGAUGAUGUUUGCUUCUUCAUCAGCCAGUCAGGUGAGACUGCGGACACACUGAAUGCCCUUCACUACUGCAAGCAGAGAGGAGCUCUCAUUGUGGGUAUCACCAAUGUUGUGGGCUCCAGCAUCUCUAGAGAGUCCAACUGUGGAGUUCACAUCAAUGCUGGGCCGGAGAUUGGUGUGGCAUCCACUAAAGCUUAUACCAGUCAGUUUAUCGCCCUAGUCUUGUUUGGACUGAUGAUGAGUGAAGACAGGAUCUCCCUCCAGAACAGACGUAAGGAAAUCAUUCAAGGCUUGAAGGAGCUUCCAGAACAAAUCAAGACUGUGUUGACCAUGGACAAGGAGAUCCUGGAACUGGCAAAAGAGCUUCAUGAAGAGAAGUCGUUGCUGGUCAUGGGCAGGGGCUUCAACUAUGCCACUUGUCUUGAGGGUGCUUUGAAAAUUAAAGAGCUGACCUACAUGCAUUCAGAAGGCAUCUUAGCUGGUGAGCUGAAACAUGGUCCGCUGGCUCUGGUUGAUGAGGCAAUGCCUGUCUUGAUGGUCUGCACCCGAGACAAUGUGUUUUCU